AAACAACCCGAUCAUCAAGUAAUAGAGGUCUUGCUAUCUAGAUCCCUUUACCCCAGAUAGUCUCCCAUUUACAUUGCCCUUUUCUACAUUUUCUUUGCCCUCAACAACACAUAGCACCGCUCACGAUGUCUGACACCGAGACAAAACCCGACCCCACCACCACUGCCCCUCCCGAAGAGAAGAAGGAAGAGGUCCCUGCCACCACAGAACCUGAGGCCGAAACCAAGCAAGGAGAGACCACAGACAAACCUGCUGCUGAGCAGGAGGCGAAGCCUGUCACCUCUGACAGUGUGUUCUCGAUGUUUGGUGGGGGUCCCAAGAAGGAAAAGAAAGAAGAAGCCGAGGAUGAUCAAGCCGAACCAUCUGGAUCUUCAAAGAAGAAGGAGAGCGAAGAAGCUGAUGUUGAAGCCGAGCCUGAUGUCGAUUUCGAGCCCGUUUAUCGCCUGACUGAGAAGGUUGAGAUCAAGACAAAUGAGGAGCUCGAGGAACAAGUUUUCAAGAUGCGUGCGAAGCUUUUCAAGUUUGAUACCGACUCUAGAGAGUGGAAAGAGCGUGGAACCGGCGAUGUGAGACUGUUGAAGCACAAGGAGAACCACAAGACUCGCUUGGUUAUGCGAAGAGAUAAGACUCACAAAGUUUGCGCGAACCACUACAUCGUCCCUGAUAUGAAGUUGUCUCCAAACGUUGGAAGUGAUCGAAGCUGGGUGUGGAAUGCUGCCGCGGACGUCAGCGAAGGUGAACCCGAGGCGCAGACUUUGGCCAUUCGUUUUGCCAAUAGUGAAAACGCCAAUCUCUUCAAGGAGGCAUUCGAGAAAGCUCAGGAGGAAAACGAAAAACUUUUCAACAAACAGUAAACGUACAUGAUUCUCUCCUGAAGUCGACCAGGAACGGUUGCCCGCCAUGGCGAAACCCACAGAGAUGAGAUAGCUCCCACAGUGAUCUACACUAAUUUGCUCCAUCCCCGUCCCUACGCCCAGAUCUAUUGAAAACAAACUCAUCCCGAUGCACUUACCCCAUCCCCUUUGAGUUCCCUAUUGCGACCAUCGAGCUCUGUGGCUAUUUUCUAUCAAACCCCCGUUUGGCUCCAGGGAGAGCGGUUCGGAUCGAUGGUGAAUACCAGAUGAUGAGUACUACGAAUAGCUCCCCGGUCCUGGGCCCUCCGCCCUUAUUUUGAAGGG
Messenger RNA from Coccidioides posadasii C735 delta SOWgp, 1178 nucleotides. RefSeq lists its product as uncharacterized. Gene Ontology annotation, molecular function: GTPase activator activity. Gene Ontology annotation, biological process: nucleocytoplasmic transport. The record is from RefSeq and is a predicted model, not a curated record. Gene Ontology annotation, cellular component: nuclear pore; cytoplasm. Lineage: Eukaryota; Fungi; Ascomycota; Eurotiomycetes; Onygenales; Onygenaceae.